Nelumbo nucifera (sacred lotus) is the source of this 1592-nucleotide messenger RNA. The record is from RefSeq and is a predicted model, not a curated record. Lineage: Eukaryota; Viridiplantae; Streptophyta; Magnoliopsida; Proteales; Nelumbonaceae.
UAAUCUCCAUACUACCCUUCUAAUUAUUAUUUUGAGAAAAACAGUAUCAUCUUCCCCGAUCUCACUUCACGGUACACGAACAGCGGCGGUAGAUGAUGCGAGGGUGGCGGACUUCCCAAGUCCUCCUUGUUGGUGAUGACAUCUCAUCCAUUCAAAAAACGUAGCAUCGGUGACGUGAAAUGGAAACCAGAGUCCAGAGAUGGCUUGAAGCUCGCAAAGCGAAUAUAAUUUGGAAACGUUCGUUCCGUUUCGCCUCCAAGGCCGUCGCAAUGGAGAAAUCUUCCCACACGCUUCUUCCGACUUCUCCGAUGCUUUACGCAGUGAUCUCUGAUCCUACAAUUGUUGAUAAACCAGAUAUUACGAGCUACCAGCCUCAUGUUCACGGCCGGUGUGAUCUGCCGGCAUUGAUUCCACUUCAGAUGAAUGCAAUUUCUGUGGAGGUGGACUGCUAUUUGGAUACCGGUUCGUUACGGUUAACGGAUCGUGGUGUGUUCAUUGUGUUAAGGGAAGCCGGAGCUGUGAUUGCUGCCUUGCGAUCCCAAUGAGCGAGCAGGUAUCCUAGAAAUUCUUUGAUAAGAAAACGUAACUUUCCAAUUUCUCAAUUUAUCCAUCUUUUCUUUGUUUCUACUAUAAGUCUACAACGUUUGUCAAAUGUUAAAUCAAACUUCUUUCCAUUUCAAAUUCCCGGUUAAUUGCUCUGUAUUCAAAACUUGCUCUCUUGGUUUAUAUGUUCUUGUCACAAAAAUCAAGUGAGGAAAUGAAUCUUCAGAGGGAGAGACUGCAGGAAUAGGGUAGCAUGAUGCUGCCAGUGAACUAGAGCCAGCAUCCAACCAUCAUUGCGGUAGAGUGGGUAGGGUCCUGAAUAUUUCAGAUGAUGGAAAAUCCAAAGAAGCUUCUGAUUAUAGAAAGGGGUUCAACUAAAAGUCUACAUUGAUUCGAUUGGUGACAUGUGAUGGGGAUAUGCAAAAAGGGUGAGGUAGCCAUGUAGCCAAAUAGUUUCUGCCUUGCAGAAGCUUAAGAGGGGAAAGUGUGUUUCUGUAGCUUUUAUCGCAGUCAAUUUCCAAGAUUGACCUUUCAACUUGUCAAGAGGUUCAUCCCACAACCUGCAACUCAAGGGGUCUGUAGUACCCAAAAUGUGAUAAUGGAGAGAGAAAUUUCUUAGCCGCACUCUGACAGUGAGGGCAUUACCAGUGUUCUUAAAGAUCUGAAUCAAUUGUCAUGAAUGGCGAACCAUUUUAGUUGAAGAUACUGUUAAUUUUCAUUCACUUUAUCGUGAGUACUGAAUAGUCUGUUGCAGAGGUCAAUGUCACUUGUUGCAUUGUCCAUGCUACAAAAGAAGAGUUAUUGGUAAGAGACAGCACAAAAAUGGUGGAUGGUGUUUUACUUAAUGAAGCUGAUGGUGACGUUAAACAUCCCCAUUUGAAGUCCUUGAGGAUCUAAUCACCAACAGCAGCAGUUGAUGGAUGAGAUCUCCAAUCUCUCCACCCAGUCCAGCUGGACCUUGGCCACUGCUGCAGCCCUUGCUGCCUCGUCUGGUGGUCAAACAGGGGAGUACAGUCAGCUUGGUGGGGUGAAGCAUACUAACCUUGAUG